Messenger RNA from Oldenlandia corymbosa var. corymbosa, 2208 nucleotides. The record is from the annotation of a GenBank genome assembly. NCBI's taxonomy places the organism in Eukaryota, Viridiplantae, Streptophyta, Magnoliopsida, Gentianales, Rubiaceae.
AUGACUACGUUAUCUAUCAUUGCGGCGAAAUAUGGAACUGGCACGGGGGAAGAGAGUGGCCUUUCCGAGUUAAGGAAUGAAUUCUUCGGUAAUGGUACUAGUUUUAGAGGUUGGGUUCGGACUCGGAGCUUUGAUAGCAUUUGGUUCAGAAAUGUAGAGGGCUCUAAGGUGAGGAAUGGGAGGAAAUUUCCUAUGGCUGCACUGAUUAAAAAGGGAAAGAAGCAUGAUCAUCCAUGGCCUGAUAAUAUUGAUCCAAAUUGUGACAACCCAUUGAAGUAUCUGUCCUACUUUAAGCCUCUGGAUGAGAAACCAAAGCCUGUAACUCUUGCAUUUGAGAAGCCACUCAUCGAUUUGGAGAAAAAGAUCAUCGAGGUAAGCCAACUUGCGGAAGAAACUGGCUUAGAUUUCAGUUAUCAGAUCAAUCUUUUGGAAGCCAAGUAUGAGCAGGCUCUCAAAGAUUUAUACACACAUUUGACUCCAAUUCAACGCCUGAACAUCGCUAGACAUCCAAAUAGGCCAACAGUUCUUGAUCACAUCUUGAAAAUCUUACUCAUUUUCAACUUGAUGAAGUGGGUGGAGCUGCAUGGAGAUCGAGCAGGCUACGAUGAUCCAGCAAUUGUGACUGGUUUAGGGAGCAUUGAAGGUGAAGUUUACAUGUUCAUAGGCCAUCAGAAAGGUAGGAACACAAAAGAGAAUAUAAAGCGUAACUUUGCGAUGCCAACUCCACAUGGCUAUAGAAAGGCUCUGCGCAUGAUGAAAUAUGCUGAUCAUCAUGGUUUCCCGAUUGUUACUUUUGUUGACACACCAGGCGCUUUUGCUGAUUUGAAAUCAGAGGAACUUGGUCAGGGCGAAGCAAUAGCACAUAAUUUAAGGACAAUGUUUGGCCUGAAAGUUCCCAUUAUAACAAUAGUGACUGGUGAAGGUGGUUCAGGUGGUGCUCUUGCCAUCGCUUGCGCGAACAAGUUGCUAAUGAUGGAAAACUCUGCAUUUUAUGUUGCAAGUCCGGAAGCAUGUGCUGCAAUCUUGUGGAAAUCAUCCUCAGCUGCACCGAAGGCAGCUGAAAAGCUGAAGAUCACUGCUCAAGAACACUACAGACUAAGGAUUGCAGAUGGUGUCAUUCCAGAACCUCUUGGUGGUGCUCAUGCGGAUCCUAUUUGGGCUUCGCAGCAGAUUAAACUUGCAAUUCUUAGAGCUAUGGAGGAAUUAAGAAAGAUGGAUUCUGAGGAACUGAUUCGCCACCGCAUGCUCAAGUUCCGGGCAAUUGGACAAGGAGGUUACAAAGAAGAUGGUCAAGUGGAACCUGAAAAGAAACGUAGAAUGAAGCCAUCUGAGGUAAAUGUACCAACGACUGCUGAGAUAGAAUCUCAGCUAGAAGAACUCAAGAUGAACAUCCUGGAAGCGAAGGGAACAUUUGAUCCGACAACCACUGAGGCGAUCAGGAAGCUCGAACAGGAUCUGGACGAGGAGAUGACAAAAGCUUUCAUUUCUAUGGGGUUGCAAGAGAAGGUGAAAUCACUUAAACUCGAACUCACUAGAGCCCCUCCAAAUAAACCCCUUAGCACCCCUUUAAAAGAAAAAGGAGAUAAAAUAGUGCAGGAGUUUAAGCGCAAUUUGUCCCGGCCUGGCGCUUAUCUUCGGCUGAAACAAAAGUUGAGAACUCUCAGCACAGUUAACAGGCUCAUCAAGUUGAAGGAGAAAACUGAGAGAUUAAAAGCUGAGGUUAAUCAGAAAAUCCCACCAGAGAUCAAAGUUAAGAUUGGCCAUUACAAGAAGACUCUUGAGAAACAAGGUUCAUCUGAUCAGAGUAGUCUAUCUGAAGAACUACAGACACUGAGGAAAGAACUGGAGGAUGCAUUGAAGUCAGCUAACUUGGAAAUUGUGGCCAUUUCCAAAAGGAAUGAUCAACCUGGUGCAAGCCCUGAUGCAAAAGAGAAGGUUAAGAAGUUAAACAAGGAAAUCAGCAGGGAGAUCGAAAAUGCUGUGAAAAACACUGAAAUUCAAAAGAAAAUUCAAGAACUAAAGGAGGAAAUUCUAAGGGACUCAAAAUCAGAGAAAGCACAGAAAUUGGAAGCAGAAAUUAAGAAGGAAAUUUCAAGUGCUCUCAGUGUCACCCCACUGAAGGAAAAAGCUGAGAAUCUGGAAAAGGAGCUGGCAUCAUCAUCAAGCACAACUAGAGCUACUGUUGGUGUUGAUAAUGGCAGAUUAUGA